Molecule: messenger RNA, 2601 nt
Organism: Arxiozyma heterogenica
Lineage: Eukaryota; Fungi; Ascomycota; Saccharomycetes; Saccharomycetales; Saccharomycetaceae
Gene: SSL2
Product: TFIIH/NER complex ATPase/helicase subunit SSL2
Exons: 1
Coding region: 1-2601 (866 amino acids)
Biological process (GO): nucleotide-excision repair; transcription initiation at RNA polymerase II promoter
Cellular component (GO): nucleotide-excision repair factor 3 complex; transcription preinitiation complex; transcription factor TFIIH holo complex
Molecular function (GO): DNA binding; 3'-5' DNA helicase activity; ATP binding
Source: RefSeq, a predicted model, not a curated record
AUGACAGAAUCUCAAGAAUCACCAGAAUCCCCAAAAAUUCAGGUUAAAAGUAGAAGUGCAAGCAUAUUUCCUGAAAUGAGUCAAAAUUUUUUUUCAGAUGAUGAAUCUGCUGCCACUGAUGACUCUGUGGCGGAAAAUGAUGAAUUCAUAGACGGUGAAGAUGACUAUGGAUAUGGGGAGGAAGCAAAUAAAGACGUUCCAGAGUCACCAAAACCCAGAAGGUCCACAAAUUAUGGCAGCGGACGUUAUGGUAACGGUGGGAGUUCAAGAAGGUCAAGAUACAGCAGAAAUACCGGUACAUUAGAUAGGAUGGCAGCUAAAGAUCAGUCGCUGUUACAAACAGCAAAUGAAGAUAUUCCUGCUGAUUUUGAACCAGAUACAGUCUCAGGGAUGUUUAGAUCACAUGACUUCAGUUAUUUGAAAUUGAGACCUGAUCAUGCUUCAAGACCUAUAUGGAUAUCCCCAAGUGAUGGUAGGAUUAUAUUAGAAAGUUUUUCACCUUUGGCUGAGCAAGCUCAAGAUUUUUUAGUUACUAUUGCAGAACCUAUAAGUAGACCCUCGCACAUCCAUGAAUAUAAAAUUACUGCAUAUUCAUUAUACGCUGCUGUAUCAGUUGGUUUAGAGACUGAUGAUAUUAUAUCUGUUUUAGAUAGAUUAUCAAAAGUUCCUGUAGCGCAAUCGAUAGUAACUUUUAUCAAAAGUGCAACUGUUUCUUAUGGUAAAGUUAAACUAGUCAUUAAACAUAACAGAUAUUUUGUAGAAACAACACAAGCUGAUAUUUUACAAAUGUUAUUAAAGGAUUCAAUUAUUGGUCCAUUAAGAAUAGACAGUGAACAACACAAUUCUAAUACGGAUGACAAGAAUAAAAAUAUGAAAAAUAGUAAUAAUAAUAAUAAAAAUGGUAUAACUGAUCAGAACGUAAACUCAAACGAUGUUGAAGCAAUGUUUAGUGCCGUUGUAGGCGAAGACAAUGAAGGAGAAGAAGAGGAAGAUGAUAUAGACAUAGUUCAUUCAUUUGAAAUCGCCAAUGAAUCGGUCGAAAUAGUGAAGAAAAGAUGUCAAGAAAUAGAUUACCCUGUCUUAGAAGAAUAUGAUUUUAGGAACGAUCAUCGUAACCCAGAUUUAGAUAUUGACUUGAAACCAUCAACACAGAUUAGACCAUACCAAGAAAAAUCAUUGUCCAAAAUGUUUGGUAACGGUCGUGCUAGAAGUGGUAUCAUUGUUUUACCUUGUGGUGCAGGUAAAACUUUAGUUGGUAUUACAGCUGCAUGUACAAUUAAAAAAUCAGUGAUUGUACUGUGUACUUCUUCUGUUUCUGUAAUGCAAUGGAGGCAGCAGUUCUUACAAUGGUGUACUCUACAACCCGAGAAUUGUGCAGUGUUCACAUCAGAUAAUAAAGAAAUGUUUCAAACUGAAUCAGGGUUGGUUGUUUCUACAUAUUCCAUGGUUGCUAAUACAAGAAAUAGAUCUCAUGAUUCUCAAAAAGUGAUGGAUUUUUUAACUGGUAGAGAAUGGGGGUUUAUUAUUUUGGAUGAAGUACACGUUGUUCCAGCUGCUAUGUUCCGUAGAGUUGUUUCUGCUAUUGCUGCUCAUGCUAAGCUAGGUUUAACUGCUACUUUAGUUAGAGAAGAUGAUAAGAUUAGUGACUUGAAUUUUUUAAUUGGGCCCAAGUUAUACGAAGCUAAUUGGAUGGAACUUUCUCAAAAAGGUCAUAUUGCAAAUGUCCAAUGUGCAGAGGUCUGGUGUCCAAUGACAGCAGAAUUUUAUCAGGAGUAUUUACGUGAAUCAGCUAGAAAAAGAAUGUUGUUAUACAUUAUGAAUCCAACAAAGUUUCAAGCAUGCCAAUUUUUGAUUCAAUAUCAUGAAAAGAGAGGUGAUAAGAUUAUUGUCUUCUCAGAUAAUGUUUAUGCAUUACAAGAAUAUGCAUUAAAACUUGGGAAGCCAUUCAUUUAUGGGUCUACACCACAACAAGAACGUAUGAAUAUUUUACAAAACUUUCAGUAUAAUGAUCAAAUUAAUACUAUUUUCCUAUCUAAAGUGGGUGAUACAUCUAUUGAUUUACCAGAAGCUACUUGUUUAAUCCAAAUUUCUUCUCAUUAUGGUUCUCGUCGUCAAGAAGCUCAGAGAUUGGGUAGAAUUUUGAGAGCUAAAAGACGUAAUGAUGAAGGUUUUAAUGCAUUUUUUUACUCCUUGGUUUCAAAGGAUACACAAGAGAUGUAUUAUUCCACAAAAAGACAGGCCUUCUUGGUGGACCAAGGUUAUGCAUUUAAAGUUAUCACACAUCUACACGGUAUGGAAAACCUUCCAAAUUUAGCCUAUGCUUCUGCCAGAGAAAGAAGAGAAUUAUUACAAGAAGUGUUAUUAAAAAAUGAAGAGGCUGCAGGUAUUGAAAUUGGGGAUGAUGCGGAUAGUUCAAUUGGUCGUGGUGGUAAUUCUCAUAAAAGAUUGAAAUCCAAAGCUUUCAGAGGUGAAGGUUCUUUGGCUGGUCUUGCUGGUGGUGAAGAUAUGGCCUAUAUGGAAUACACUACAAACAAGAAUAAAGAUCUGAAGGAACACCAUCCAUUAAUCCGUAAAAUGUAUUACAAGAAUGUAAGAAAAUAA